Molecule: messenger RNA, 1325 nt
Organism: Aspergillus homomorphus CBS 101889
Lineage: Eukaryota; Fungi; Ascomycota; Eurotiomycetes; Eurotiales; Aspergillaceae
Exons: 3
Coding region: 77-1009 (310 amino acids)
Source: RefSeq, a predicted model, not a curated record
CUCCUUCCUACAGACAUCUUUCCCUCUCACUUCAAGAUGCCUCAGCCCUACAGCUUACUUGAAAGGUAAGUGCAUCAUGGCAGUUCUCAACGAUGAACGGCGGCUCCAGAUCGAGACGGCAGUCGAUAUCGUCGCCGUUCCAGCAAUAGGCGCAGACCCGGAAAAAACGUGGAUCGAUGAAGAUGCAAAGGCGCCUUGGCUUCUCUCCGAACUGACAAAAUUCAUACAAAAUGUCCGCGUGAUAUUGAUCGACCAUGGCCGAAUGGGACCACAAGAUGAUCUGGAAUCGUUAGCCCAUAGAUUACUAAAGCAACUUCUGCAGGAACGCCAGGCAACAAGUCCACGACGACCUAUUUUUUUCAUCUGCCAUAGCACGGGUGGUCUCGUCGCUAAAGCAGCGCUUGUCGCAGCUAGCCAAAAAACAUCGAACAUCGAAUCAAUAUGGUCGAGUUGUUAUGGGAUUGCAUUUUUGGCGAGCCCGCAUUUUGGCUCGAGCUACCUUUCCGCACCUGAGUUCACCAAUAGCAUUCACCACUUGAUGCGACUCAAGCAUCAUAUUCCACUAGGGAUGCAAGAGCUAUUCAAGCCGAGACAUCCGUAUCUGCUACGCCUAUGGAGUCAAUUCAAGUCUAUCUCAGCAGACAUGAAGCUUUGGUCCUUCCUCGAGACGCUUGACUCGGAAAUCAGCAUCGUUGACCACGAAACAGGAACUGCUGUAGAAAUGCACGUUCCCAUCACUUCGAUACGAUCAGGAAUUCUGGAUUUCGAGCACGAGAAAGUCAUCCCUUUAACAGCCGAUCAUAUCGGAACUGCUUGCUUCAAGGGUCAAGAGCUAACGACGAGGUUAAACUUCAUCAAUGAGCUCCAGUCAUCUAUCUCCAUGGCUGUAAGGCUGUCUAAGAUGAACGACGCUCCUAUGGGUGUAGAUCAGGAAGUCAUGAUCCAGGUAAGCGGUUUCUUUGAAGACACAGCCCGGCCGCACUGGACGUCUUUGGCCAUGUCGGGGUAGUGUCGCAUUGCAUACAUCCAGAUUUGACGGUAUCCGGACGUUAUACAUUCAGUAGUAGAUCCGCGUUGUCGGCGAAAAGUAGUUUCCGACGUCUGGACCAGAUAGUCACCGUCACCGUGACGGGGCCGAAAGCUGUGGACUAGUGCACUCCGGACUGUUGGACGCUGCUUGUUCAGAACGACCAAGCGCUUCACGGCAUUGGCGCAGAGUUCAAGGUAUGAGAUGUCGCGGAAAAAGGUAUGAAGGGAGGGGAUGAUGCCAUCGCAAGCUUCUUUUGACCGUAGGUUCUCCCAUAUUGAGGCGCGUUCGGAUCGAC